CUGUUUGUUUUGAAGCAUCGUUCUGAUAAAAAAUUAUUGAGUUAUGCAAGGGAAAUGAAGUACAUAGAAAAAGUGAUUAUCGAAAUGGCGGAAUUGGUAUUCUGUAGUUGGAAUGCUGGAACCUUCAUUUUGCUUGGCUGCUUUCCCGCGUAAAGUGAGCUCAGAGGUAUUUAAUGGCGUCAUGUAUCGCUGUUUGCGAUGAACUUGUGAGUCAUUUGAUGAGAUAACGCAGAAAAUAAUUAAGAAUGUUAUUCCAGUAACUUAUAAACAGUUUCCAAGUCUGCUACUAGAGAUUAAGUAAAUUCGAUCCUUCGGAUUUUAACUUGAUAUUGUGCUGUCACCAUGGAAACCACAAGUGUAGCCUUACAUUCUCUGAAUCCUCACAUAUCUUGCUAUAUCUGCAAAGGUUAUCUCAUUGAUGCUACUGCUAUAACAGAAUGUCUGCAUACUUUCUGCAAAAGUUGCAUUGUGAAACGUUUGGAAUUUGAGGAUGUGAACACAUGUCCCAAGUGUGAUUGCCUCAUCCAUCGCAGUAACCCCCUACUAGGAAUCAAAGCAGAUCGCACCUUGCAAGAUAUUGUGUACAAGCUUGUUCCUGAUCUGCAGUGCCGUGAAGUCCUGAGAGAGAAGAUCUUCUGUGAGAUGAAAGAUAUACCUUAUCCCAAACAUCACGACAUUGUCAUAAAGAACAAACAGCUGCAGGUUGUGGAUAGUGCUCCGCAGAGAGUGGUUGAUGCUGUCACGGACGACCGCGUCUGUAUACAACUAGAAACUAAGACCAGUGAGCUACAGCAAUUGCCUCGCAAAUACAUAUGUUGUUCUUCUUUCACUACCAUUGCCCAUGUCAAGAAACUCAUUGCUAAGAAGUUGUUCUGUGAUCUGGAGAAGUAUUAUACUGUGGACAUUUUGUGUAACGAUGAAGUUUUAGGAAAAGAUCAUACUUUGAAAUUCAUCUACGUCACUCGUUGGCGCUCGAAAGAACCUCCACUCAUGCUGUAUUAUCAGCCCCGCAUGAACUUGAUGAGCUUGAAUGUGACUCAGCAACUGAAUACUGAGUUAUGAUAAAACUUGCAAGAUAGAGAAAUUUUUAUAUUCAUGAUGAGAGUGUGUCAUUCCACAUACAAGUAAAUGAUCUGCUUACUGUAGGAUAUGAAAGAGUUGUUUUGAAUGCAAUGCUGGAAGGGAGAGGGGGUGCCCGGGAGAAAUUAAGGAUUUGCUGCUUUAGGAUAGUUAUAAUGUAGCUACAAUGUUUUCUAAGUUGGGCCACACCAUUCUCCGGUGGAAUUUUUCAAUCCUCCCAGAAAAAAUUUCAAUACCUAAAUUCUUUUCAGAGAAUGUUUUUCGGGAUAAAUGCAGAUAAAUUCAAUUCCGUGAUAUAAGCAUUCCUUUUUAUUACGUUCUUAGAAAGGGGAAAAAAAAUUCAUCCCUAGAUAUUCUAGUGUUAAUAUUUUAGUCAUACUUUUCUAAAUCAAUCCCAGGAUGCAUUUGAUCUGAAUUGCGACUUUUCAAUGAAAUGUUUUAUUUGAAAUUUUAUUAUAUGUAUAGAUUGUUCCUCUCAGUCAAAUAUUUGAACUGUAAAAUUCUGAUCAACUUGUAAAAUUAAAAUAAUUGUUGGAGUUCAAAAAAUAUUUGCUGCGUAAAUUGUCUAAAUUCUGGCAUGUCUAAGCAAAAACCAAGGGUCUGUCCAGGAUUUUUCACAGGGUCUGUUUCUUUUUGGAACAAGUCAAAUAAUUUUGCAAAAAAAAAAAUUUUUUUUUUUGCAAAAACAAUAGUUUAGAAUUUUGAGAUGGUGCAAACUGCAUUAUAGCUACUUAAAAGUUGAGUGUUUUCCCUCUUUUCUGUUGAGAAUAUCGUUCUUGAGUGUUUUUCGAGUAUUCAAGGGGGGGGGGGAGGCAUCGCUCUCUGGGAGAUGGGUAUCCCUUAAGCAUCAAUAUUUAUUUACCAUUCUAUAUACAUUAUGAUAAAUUAUACUAGAAAUGUUAUAUGUAUAGUAUUUAAAAUAAUUGUAACAAAGAAAUUCAGGCAGGUAUUCAGCAUUUAACUUUUUGAGCAGAGACACUGUUAAAGAUCACAGAAUUUUGUUGGAAACUUAUAAACUCCAUGAUUUUUACAAAAAUAAAAAAUAUUUUAUUUGUUUACCUCAUAAAAAAGCGUACUAAACAUCGAAAAAUCAGAUUCCCAUAACGGAUGCAAAGAGAUCCCCUCCCCUACUAUCCUUGGCAGUUCUAAGUUCAUUCUGCUGUAUAUGAUUGUCUAUUAAAUCAUGAGCGGGAGGGGGGGGGGAGUGCUUACAGCGCCUAUUCAGAGAAGGUUGACAAACAAGCAAAAUUAUAAACCAAACUGACUCUCAGCUCUUAACUUCUUUCAAAAAAAAACAACAAGCAUUAUAUGUUGUAUUGUAGUAAGUUACCCCGCCCUAAUGCCAGGGCUAACUGAGCUGGUGGUGUAUUUUAAGCAUUAUAUGAUUGUAGUUGUUCAUCGCUUGCAAGAGCAUCACAAAAGUGCUGGGUUUUUUUUUUUUUUUUUUUGCAAAAUUAGCAGAUUUUGUAUAAGUUGAUCCCUCUAAUUUAACUUGAAAAAAGGUUCCAAACUUUUACACAUGGAAAUAUGCUGCGUUAUUUUGAUUUGAGAUUUGCUCUUUCAAUAAAUAAUUUGUGAAAGAUUCAUUUAUCAGAAUUUUGUGAAGGGUCCGUCUUGGUUGAUUGGGAUUUUGUGAAAGGUCCGUUUUGGUUGAUCGGAUUUUUUGUGAAGGGUCCGUUAACGGACCCAAAUUUCCUCUGGUCAGACCCCUGACAACUUUCUAGUUUGUUGUUUUGAAACAGCUCCAAAAAAUGUUGAAUUUCUGCCCUUGAAAAAAAAACUUUAUAGCUCAAAAUUGUAAAAGAGAAAAAUUUUUAGUGGAAGACAUUUGAAGGCUUUUUUCUUUGUCAAUGUUGUUUUAUUAAAAAGAUGUAGUCUACUAAAGAUGAACAUGUAAAAGGGGAAAGAAUUCUGAAGGGGGACAUUGUUUAACUGACAGCUAAAAAUCAGGGUCCGGCAAAUAAUAAGCAACUAAAAAAAUACCCUGGCAACUUUGUUUCAGAAGCCAUUGUACACUGAAUAGUUCUUUUCUAAACUGUGAGAAAUAAUACCUGGUACCUAAAAAAAUUUCCCGAUUCCUUAGAUUUUACAAUUUUUGUCGUAUCUUGACUCAGAAUUAAAAAAUUUAACUCUCAAAGUUUUGUUUCUAUUCAUUAGUUAAAUAUGAAAAUCAUAUUUAUUAUUAGUUCAUUUACAAAAAAAUUUAUAUGCUCAAUAUUUCAUGCUCUCCCCUUCUCCCUUAUUGCUCUAAUUUUGAUCAGUUCCAGCUAAAUUUGGCGUCUCUGGUUCUUUGUGGGAAAGUUAAAGCAGGGAACAUGGAAAAGUUAGUUAAAGCAUUUUUAACACUUUUUCCAAAUUCGACUAAAAAAGGAAGAAGGUCAUUCUCAGUCCGACAGGUUUGUCAAUUGCACCCUCCCAUUUUGGUGCUCAUCAUCAACCCUGUGUGAAAGCUCCGUGUUUGAAAGUGGCGUUAUAAUUGAGCUUGAUUGGUGAAAUCAAAAUAUUUCUUACACUUGUGUGAUGUUACUGAUGUUGUAAACUGUUCAUCCAUGUUGUGUGAAGAUGCCUUGUAUUAUGAGCUUGCUGUUUACCAAUUGAAAAUUUUAUUUAUGAAAAUUUCUAUUGCCAUUUUUAAUUUUUGCAUAAA
This is a messenger RNA of Uloborus diversus, 3727 nucleotides long. RefSeq names its product polycomb group RING finger protein 3-like. NCBI's taxonomy places the organism in Eukaryota, Metazoa, Arthropoda, Arachnida, Araneae, Uloboridae. Gene Ontology annotation, biological process: regulation of transcription by RNA polymerase II. Gene Ontology annotation, cellular component: PRC1 complex. The record is from RefSeq and is a predicted model, not a curated record. The transcript has a single exon. The coding region runs from base 343 to 1062 and encodes 239 amino acids.